UGUAAGACUCCAGGGCCUUCAUGCUGUGAUUAAUCAGAUGGUUCCUGAAAUGACUGGGAAAACAGACACUUUACGGGCCAGUUGAAGAGUGUAUGUCGGUGUAUAUUUAAAACCUUUCUAUGCACACACACACACACACACACACGAGAAGACAGGCUCAUUCUGGUGCACACUUGAAGCAUUUUACAACUGAUGAAAAUUAAUCUAAGAAUCAGAUGGAGCAACUUGACACCACUGGGCUCAGGGGCCCGGGGAGAAAAAUAUAUCACUAAUGGCCAAUUUUCCAUAUGGUCUUCACGGGUAAAGAAAGUUUGCAAAAAGAAGAAAAAAAAACUUGCACAGAUCAAGCUUCAAAAAUACCUCUCCAGUUGAAAUAAGGAGCUAAGUCAGACGGUGCCCGAGGGAGAAGUGUGAUUUCAAGCAUUGCCGGUGGGAUCAAGCAGUGUUUUUUGCACUUUAUUUUUCAGUGGAUUUGAUGAUUUGGACAGAGACUGUAAAAUUCUGGACUGACAAGUUUCUUUACUGUGAGCUGGUGACUGGAGGAAAGCCAGUUCAGGUUUGACGGGACAAGUUUGAACAAUGAACUGGUUCCUUUGCCUUUUUCAGUUGACUAUACUCUAGAAACUUUAAUUUAUUUUUUCCCUUUCCUUUUCUGUAUCUACAGGAUAAUAUCAUUUGAAACCGAUAAAUAAAUAUCAAGGAACAUCCAAGCAAAGCUUCUUUUCCUUGGACUGUACGUGUGGCAUCUGGAAACGUUCUCUGAAUGUGAACAGAAAAGGCAUCAGCAAAACGUGGUAACUCUUGAGGGACACAGCGGGGAAGAGCCCGACCCUGCCUGUGUUUUGCUCUCUUCUCUUCUGUGGAGUUCAAGAAGACCUGUGCAUGUAAGAGGAGGAUUACUUGAUGGACUUAAAUCUGAGAUUCUUCUUUUUUCUUCCAAGAUGAAAAAAUGUGUGAUUUUUAGGAGCAGAAAGGGGAGAAGUUAGACUGGGGGAGGAAGGAGACAGGCAAAAGAAGAAAUCUGCAGCGAGGCUUCGUUUUGUCAGCAAGAGGAUUUAGGACUCACCUGAGGCAAACACUUGGACCAGCGCCCUGGCUCUGCGUCGUGAAGGGGCUUCCUCUCGCCCCCUCUCUGGCAUGAGGGCUGCGUGGGCUGUGAGAGCAGUCAGAUAGAGCCCCGCUCUCGGGGCGGGGGGGAGCACAGGGACCUGCCAGGACACCGCUGGGGCUCUGAACCACGGCAAAGAACCUUUUCUUCCUAAACUUGGACUGCUGUCUGCACAAACUGGUCGUUCUGCACGGUGUGUGUGCCUUUUCCCCUUUAUGCAAUCUUUUUCAGCUUUAGCAGCAGAAAUUUGUCCAGUUGAGAAAACAUGCCAGAGGGUGGCUUCAGAAAGAGGAGGAUCCCUGUGCUUUGUUCCUGCGUCUGAACUUUUAAAGAAAAAAUUCCAGCUCGAGGGGUUCUUAAAGCCUUAAGUUACUUGAAAUCUAUGUAUUUGCAACCCUUGGUCUCUGGAAUCAUAUUACACUAAACUGGAAUCUCAGGCGGAAUCAGAAUAACCAAGUUGAGUAAACAGAAGGAAACUCAGUUUCUUGAUCACUACAUAUUAAUGAUGCUCUUUCUCCAAAGGGUCAGCCCACUCUUCCUCUAAGGACUUGAAAAUAAAAUGGACCCCACAUUUUUUUAAGCAUCACCUUUUCUUAGCAGACUGCCAUCAUCUUUUAUAGAGGAAUUUUUUCACUAUGCAUUUGGUGGAUCUUUAUAAAAUACUGACCUUCUAAUUAGAUCCAGGUCAAUCUUAACUGAAGGAGACCGGAGAAGCCAAGCAAGCCAACCACAAAAAUAGAAUUAAUCAAUGAGAGGAACUGGGUUAGCUUUUUCAGCACUCAGCAUUGCUCUUUAAGUACGAGAGUCCACUGGGAGAAGUAUGUAUGCAGCGGUGGAGCAGGGGCCUGUGCUCUGCAGCGACUCCAACAUCCUCUGCCUGUCCUGGAAGGGGCGCGUCCCCAAGAGCGAGAAGGAGAAGCCUGUGUGCAGAAGGCGCUACUAUGAGGAGGGCUGGCUGGCCACGGGCAACGGCCGGGGCGUCGUGGGCGUGACCUUCACCUCCAGCCACUGCCGCCGCGACAGGAACACGCCACAGAGAAUUAACUUCAACCUGCGGGGCCACAAUAGCGAGGUUGUGCUGGUAAGGUGGAAUGAGCCAUACCAGAAGCUGGCCACGUGUGACGCAGAUGGAGGGAUCUUUGUGUGGAUUCAGUAUGAAGGGAGAUGGUCUGUGGAACUGGUCAACGACCGAGGGGCUCAGGUGAGUGAUUUCACGUGGAGCCACGAUGGGACUCAAGCGCUUAUUUCAUAUCGAGAUGGGUUUGUCCUGGUCGGUUCUGUCAGUGGACAAAGACACUGGUCAUCUGAGAUCAACCUGGAAAGUCAGAUCACAUGUGGCAUAUGGACUCCUGAUGACCAACAGGUGCUGUUCGGCACGGCCGAUGGGCAGGUGAUCGUCAUGGACUGCCACGGCAGGAUGCUGGCGCACGUCCUCCUGCACGAGUCGGACGGCAUCCUCAGCAUGUCCUGGAACUACCCUGCCUUCCUGGUGGAGGACAGCAGCGAGAGCGACACAGACUCGGACGACUACUCCCCGCCCCAAGAUGGUCCAGCAGCAUAUCCCAUCCCGGUGCAGAACAUCAAGCCACUGCUCACCGUCAGCUUCACCUCGGGGGACAUCAGCUUAAUGAACAACUACGAUGACUUGUCUCCUACUGUCAUCCGCUCAGGCCUGAAAGAGGUGGUGGCCCAGUGGUGUACGCAGGGAGACCUUCUGGCAGUCGCUGGUAUGGAACGGCAAACCCAGCUUGGUGACCUUCCCAACGGCCCUCUCCUGAAGAGUGCCAUGGUCAAGUUCUACAAUGUUCGUGGGGAACACAUCUUCACACUGGACACACUUGUGCAACGCCCCAUCAUCUCCAUCUGCUGGGGCCACCGGGACUCUAGGCUGCUGAUGGCUUCGGGACCAGCCCUGUACGUGGUGCGUGUGGAGCACCGGGUGUCUAGCCUGCAGCUGCUGUGCCAGCAGGCCAUCGCCAGUGCCCUGCGAGAAGACAAGGAUGUCAGCAAGCUGACCCUGCCCCCUCGCCUCUGCUCCUACCUCUCCACUGCCUUCAUCCCCACCAUCAAGCCCCCCAUUCCAGACCCUAACAACAUGCGAGACUUUGUCAGCUACCCCUCGGCCGGCAACGAGCGCCUGCACUGCACCAUGAAGCGCACGGAGGAUGACCCAGAGGUGGGAGGCCCAUGCUACACACUCUACCUGGAGUACCUGGGCGGGCUCGUACCCAUCCUCAAGGGGCGGCGUAUCAGCAAGCUGCGGCCAGAGUUUGUCAUCAUGGACCCCCGGACGGAUAGCAAAUCAGAUGAAAUCUAUGGAAACAGCUUGAUCUCUACCAUGAUCGAUAGCUGCAACUGCUCGGACUCCAGUGACAUUGAACUAAGUGAUGACUGGGCUGCCAAGAAAUCUCCCAAAAUCUCCCAAGCAAGCAAGUCACCCAAACUCCCAAGGAUCAACAUCGAGGCUCGGAAGUCACCCAAGUUGUCCCGGGCCGCUCCGGAGCUGUCCAGGUCCCCUCGGUUGCCCAUGCGCAAGCCCUCCGUUGGCUCGCCCAGCCUGACGCGAAGGGAGUUUCCCUUUGAAGACAUCACUCAGCACAACUAUCUUGCUCAGGUCACGUCUAAUAUCUGGGGAACCAAGUUUAAGAUUGUGGGCUUGGCUGCUUUCCUGCCAACCAACCUCGGUGCAGUAAUCUAUAAAACCAGCCUCCUGCACCUCCAGCCGCGGCAGAUGACCAUCUAUCUCCCAGAGAUCCGGAAGGUUUCCAUGGACUACGUGAACCUGCCUGUCUUCAACCCCAAUGUGUUCAGUGAAGACGAAGAUGACUUACCAGUGACAGGAGCGUCUGGCGUGCCUGAGAACAACCCACCUUGUACCGUGAACAUCCCUAUCGCACCCAUCCACAGCUCAGCGCAAGCCAUGUCCCCCACGCAGAGCAUCGGGCUGGUCCAGUCCCUGCUGGCCCAUCAGAACGUGCAGCUGGACGUCCUGACCAAUCAGACCACGGCCAUGGGCGCAGCUGAGCACACCAGUGAGAAUGCCACCCAGUACCCGGUCUCCAACCGCUACUCCAGCCCUGGACAGGUGAUCUUCGGGGGCGUAGAGAUGGGCCGUCUCAUCCCGAACCCCCCGCAGCUGUCCCUGCUGCCGCCUGCACAGGGGCCCGUCCAGCUGUCGGUGGUGGAGCACGGAGCCCUCUCCUCCUGCAGUCAGUGCAGUGGAGGGGGUGCGGCCGGCGCAGGGGGUGCACAGGCGCCCAGCACCUCCCCGCUGGCCUCGCAGUCCUCCUACAGCCUCCUGAGCCCGCCCGAGGGUGCCCGUGAGCGCACGGACUAUGUCAACUCAGCCUUCACCGAGGAUGAGGCACUGGCCCAGCACUGUCCGGUGGAAAAGCCGCUGCGGCACCCCCCACUGCCUGACGCUGCUGUGGCCGUGAAGCGGCCGCCCCCUUACCAGUGGGACCCUGUGCUAGGGGAGGACGUUUGGGUGCCUCAGGAAAGGACAGCGCAGACUGGAGGGCCCCACGCCCUGAAACUGCCCUCCCUGGUCGUAGGUCAGAGCCAGCACCUGGACGUGCCCCGAGUGCCCUUCAUCUCCCCCAAGUCUCCCACCAGCCCUACUGCCACUUUCCAGACGGGCUAUGGGAUGGGAGUGCCCUAUCCAGGAAGCUAUAACAACCCCCCUCUGCCAGGAGUUCAGGCUCCCUGCUCAAAAGACUCCCUGUCCCCCACACAGUUUGCACAGCAGGAGCCCGCUGUGGUCCUGCAGCCAGCCUACCCUUCCAGCCUGUCCUACUGCACCUUGCCCCCCAUGUACCCCGGAAGCAGCACGUGCUCAAGUUUACAGCUGCCAUCCAUCGCCUUGCACCCCUGGAAUUCCUACAGCGCGUGCCCGCCCAUGCAGAACCCCCAGAGCACUCUCCCCCCCAAGGCACACUUGGUGGUGGAGAAGCCCCUCGUGUCCCCACCACCACCCAGCGACCUCCAAAGCCACCUGGGCACAGAGGUGAUGGCAGAGGCCUCAGACAACUUCCAGGAGGUCCUCUCUCUGACGGAAAGCCCGGUCCCCCAGCGGACAGAGAAAUUCGGGAAGAAGAACCGGAAGCGCCUGGACAGCCGAGCGGAGGAAGGGAAUGUCCAGGCCAUCACCGAGGGCAAAGUGAAGAAGGAGGCGCGGACGCUGAGUGACUUUAAUUCCCUGAUCUCCAGCCCCCGCCUAGGGAGAGAGAAAAAGAAAGUGAAGAGUCAGAAAGACCAGCUGAAGUCGAAGAAGUUGAAUAAGACGAACGAGUUCCAGGACAGCUCGGAGAGUGAGCCAGAGCUGUUCAUCAGCGGGGACGAGCUGAUGAACCAGAGCCAGGGCAGCAAGAAGGGCUGGAAGAGCAAGCGGAGCCUGCGCACAGCUAGCGAGCUGGACGAGUUUAAGUGCCGGAAAGCCAGCGAGAGGGAGGACGGGCGGCUGGGCAGCCAGGGCUUCGUGUACGUGAUGGCCAACAAGCAGCCUCUCUGGAACGAGGCCACCCAGGUGUACCAGCUGGACUUCGGGGGGCGCGUGACCCAGGAGUCGGCCAAGAACUUCCAGAUCGAGCUGGAGGGGCGGCAGGUGAUGCAGUUUGGAAGGAUCGAUGGCAAUGCAUACAUUCUGGACUUCCAGUACCCCUUCUCCGCUGUGCAGGCCUUCGCAGUGGCCCUGGCCAACGUGACGCAGCGCCUCAAAUGAAGAGACUGGCUUGGGGAGCAGAAAGAGACAGAGGAGCCUUUUCAGAGAGGCCUGAUCACAGAUGGUAGAGGAGCCCGCAAGGGGCUGGGUGCCUGAGGACCAGAAGACAGGAGCAAACUGGAAAAGUCUCUCAGGCCCAGGGGAGGGCACUGACCUUUAGCGUUGUCGUUUGUUUGGGCUUUUAUUAUUCUUUAUUGUCUUUCUUUUUAAUCAAACAAAACAAUACAGAAGAGAGGUGUUUGGAAGCAAAGAUACCAGGCACCUGGUGUUUUUUUGGAAACAUGAUUGUGGUAAUGUCCCACUGGGCUUGCUCAUGUCAGCUACACACACGGGUCCUUCGGAAGGAAGACAGACUGCAUUAUAGCCUGCUAUUCUUUUAGACAUACGGGGUGUGCAUUCUUCUCAUUCUCCACAACAUCACUAGUGUACAAUCAAAACUCUUUUUUUAAAAAACACACCCAAAACCCUGAAGAUACAGGUUCUCUUGAGGGACAACAUUUAAUUCGCACAUGUUAAUGUUACUCCCCUAAAGGUGACUUGAUCAAUGAAGGGUAUUUUGGCAGACACACUCUUUGACUAAUAAAAGUAGGCUUUCUACAGGGGCGCUGUUCCCAGGUGUGAGUAGGAUGUGCUCCUGAUGGUGUGGGGGAAGGGAUGACGGGCGAGGAGGAAAAUCCCGCACGUGCACGCAUGGCGAGCUCCGUAGUGUGACUUGAAAUAGUACAAGGGCUAUGCUCCUCCCUGGAGGAUGUUGACAUGAAGACUCCACUAAGUUUUAUAAUUUAUCAUCAUUCCAUGGGUUCAGUCUGACUGGUUUGAGGAGAAGGUAGGGGAGAAAUGUGGCCAGGUCCCAGGGUGCAAUGGGGGCUGUAGUUUUCUCAGCUGGAGUCGGGAGUCACUGGGCACCCUCUGGCUGAGAAGUAACAUUUACUCCCUGUCUUUUAUUGUUGCCUCUGAAAUGUGACAGUAGACGUUAUCCUUCCCAUCAGACAACACUAUUCUACACUUUCUUUCUCUAAAAAUGCUAACGAUGCUGAUUUGAAAGCGCUCCUUUCCUCUUUCAGCUACAUUAAAAUUCAGUUGACUAGAAAUGUGUUUCAACAGGUUAGAAAUGUAAGCAAAAAUGUUUAAGCAUUUGCCAGGGUGUCAAGAGGCAGAGUUGUGGUCAUCUCUUGCCCAGAAGUCCCACCAUCUUCUCCAGGAAAACAGUUGUUUAUUAACUGUGCAGACUAUUUAUAGAGAUGAACCUCUGGGGCAGCAUGGGUAAAAUUGUAGUAUUUAAGGCAGUUACUGGUUAAUUGCAGAAGAAAAAUCAACUGAGAUUAUCUUUUCCCACCUCACCCCGUCCUCAGCAGAUACCCUGGGCAGUAUUCAGCCCUGGUGACAAGACCCAGUGCAUUGUUCUCAGUUGUUUGUAUCUGUGAGGUGUUUAGGGCAGGAGCUCAAGAACUAUCCUAUGUUUGGAUUUUGUUUGAAAACAGAAAAGUGGAAAACUACAAAAAAUUAUUUUUUAAAAAAAAUUUUAAUUCCAUGUUUUAGUUUUGAAAUAUGUUCUUAAUUCCCUGUUUUGGUUUAAAAAUUAGGAAAGAAACUGUCCCAUUCCUUUCCCAGAACAAGAUGGCAUCCUUCAUGCACCACCCUCUCCAGCCCCAAAGAAACAGAUAAGGUUUUAAAUAUGGCGAAGGGCAUCUCCCAGCUAGUUCCACCUGACAUUUCAAAACAGUGGAC
Molecule: messenger RNA, 7556 nt
Organism: Myotis davidii
Lineage: Eukaryota; Metazoa; Chordata; Mammalia; Chiroptera; Vespertilionidae
Gene: TULP4
Product: tubby like protein 4
Exons: 15
Coding region: 1929-5828 (1299 amino acids)
Molecular function (GO): protein binding
Source: RefSeq, a predicted model, not a curated record